GGGGAGCGGCGCGAGGCCAAGCCCGGGCUCCAGCUUUUGCACCGAGGGGGCGGUGCGGGGAAAAAAAAGGAGAGCGCGAGAAACGAGCGACCCGACGCAUUCCCUGGCAAAAACAAACCCCAAACAAACUCUACGCAGCGCGCAGCAAAAUCCGACCGCCUCUACAAGGAGAGCCAAGAUGUUUGUGAAGCCGGAGAACCUGGAACUGAAGGAGGAGGAAGCGCUGCUGCUUGGAGCCCGCUCGCCGCCCGCCUCCUCCUCUUCUUCCUCUUCCUCCUCCUCCUCCUCUCUGACGCAGUUCUCGUCCGGCUCCGAAGGGGAGGACGACGAGGAGGAAGAGGCGUCCCAGCUCCUCUCGCCCUCGGGGCAGAGGGAGGGCGUCCCCGGAGCGGCUUCCGAGCUGGCUCACCUGCGCCACCUGGGCCUGAGGCGCCACGACUGCAAGCGGCGCUCGGCGGGUCGGGCCCGGAGCGGCUCGCGGGCAACCAAGACGGUGGAGACCGUGCAGCGCCUGAAGAAGAGCCGGCGCCUGAAGGCCAACAACCGCGAGCGCAAUCGCAUGCACAACUUGAACUCGGCACUGGACGCCUUGCGCGAGGUGCUGCCCACGUUCCCCGAGGACGCCAAGCUCACCAAGAUCGAAACGCUUCGCUUCGCGCACAACUACAUCUGGGCGCUCAGCGAGACGCUCCGUCUAGCCGACCACGGCGUCGGUGGCGUCGGUGGGGCAGCCGUGGCGGCGGCAGCGGCCGCCUUCUCGGAGGCGGUGCUGGGCAGCGCCGACGGCAGCCCUUCGCCAGUCUCGUCCUGGAGCUGCACCACCAGCCCGGCCCCGUCGGCUGCCUCCUCCUCUUCUUCGACGUACAGCUGCACUCUGUCCCCCUGCAGCCCUGGGGGCAGCUCAGCCUCGGAGCUGGACUACUGGCAGCCGGACAAGCAGCGCUACGCGCUGUCCAGGGACCUCAUCUGACGCCCCCAAGGUUAUUCUCGCUCUCGCGCGGCCUCCUGGUCAAUGCUUGACGCUGAACUGUCGCAGUCGAGCGCGGCGCCCAGGCGCCCGCUCACCAAACAAGGACCGAGGGACUUGGGCGCGAUCCCGGGGAGAGUUGGGCCGCUCGGGGCCGGCCCAGCCGCCGGGUUUCACCUCCUCGGGCUUCCCGGAGAGGCGUGAAUGUCUUGGGUCUGUCCUCUCCUCCCUUUCGCCAUGCCAGCUCCGCGUUGGCGGUGCCUGGCGCGGCAUCUGCCGGCUUCCCAUCGCCCGCCUGGAGGCUGUGGGAAUUUCACCUGUCAAACCAAACUUUCUCUUUCUGAUGUGCACUUUCCCACAUUGGCCAGGCACAAUGUCUUUUGUCCUUCGCCUUCUCUCUCUGACACAUUCACGCGCUCCCUCUCUCAGACGCACACAUUUCUCCUUCCUCGACGCCCCCUUCCCCAUUUUGCCACCUGUCUCUCCGAUGAUUUAUCGGAAAUGGCUGGAUGGAAAAAGGAGAAAAAGAAAGUUUUGGGCUCUUUGUUUGUUUGUUUGUUUGUUUGUUUGUAGAUCGGGUGAGAAGUCAUUGUAUAAUUUGUAGGUUUUUGUCACGGCUGAAUGCAAGCGUGGAAAUUUAGGCGGAACUCUUUAUUAUAAGGGUUU
Messenger RNA from Lacerta agilis (Sand lizard), 1633 nucleotides. It is a transcript of the gene NEUROG2, whose product is annotated as neurogenin 2. NCBI's taxonomy places the organism in Eukaryota, Metazoa, Chordata, Lepidosauria, Squamata, Lacertidae. The coding region runs from base 179 to 970 and encodes 263 amino acids. The transcript has 2 exons. The record is from RefSeq and is a predicted model, not a curated record. Gene Ontology annotation, molecular function: protein dimerization activity.